AAAUCAUCUGGAAGAAAUUUUGCUGUGGUGUGGCCUCUCUCGAAGAAAUUAACAGAAUUUCAUUGUUUCCUUCCUGCUUCUCCAUAUUCAUAAUAUUCUCUCUCAAAACUUUGGGAAUUUAGGGUUUCGGAAAGAGAAGGAAGAUGAUUGAGGUGGUUCUUAAUGAUCGUUUAGGAAAGAAGGUGAAGGUCAAGUGUAACGAGGAUGACACAAUCGGUGACCUAAAGAAGCUGGUGGCGGCUCAGACCGGAACCAGAGCUGAUAAGAUUCGAAUUCAGAAGUGGUACAACAUCUACAAAGACCAUAUCACUCUCAAGGACUACGAGGUCCAUGACGGCAUGGGCCUCGAGCUCUACUACAACUGAUUUCGCAUCUUUUGUUUUUUUGUUCGUAUUUCUAGAGCAACAACUGUACUUAUGUCUCUGUUCUACUCUUUAUUUUUUUGUAAUGAUAAAUCGAAACUAUAUAUAGUGUAAUUAUGUUAUGAUGUAUUAACGUUAUUGGAGGUUAAUUGCUGGGAGACAGUGAAAUGUCAUUCUGGGGAUUUCUGAA
Cannabis sativa is the source of this 552-nucleotide messenger RNA. RefSeq names its product ubiquitin-like protein 5. Gene Ontology annotation, molecular function: protein tag activity; protein binding. The record is from RefSeq and is a predicted model, not a curated record. Gene Ontology annotation, cellular component: cytoplasm; nucleus. NCBI's taxonomy places the organism in Eukaryota, Viridiplantae, Streptophyta, Magnoliopsida, Rosales, Cannabaceae. Bases 144 to 365 code for a protein of 73 amino acids. The transcript has a single exon. Gene Ontology annotation, biological process: protein modification process; mRNA splicing, via spliceosome.